This is a messenger RNA of Colletotrichum orchidophilum, 624 nucleotides long. RefSeq lists its product as uncharacterized. The transcript is spliced from 2 exons. The coding region runs from base 1 to 624 and encodes 207 amino acids. The record is from RefSeq and is a predicted model, not a curated record. NCBI's taxonomy places the organism in Eukaryota, Fungi, Ascomycota, Sordariomycetes, Glomerellales, Glomerellaceae.
AUGGCUAACGAUAACGCACCUAUAGAAUGGGUUGAAGUCAUCUGGAAAAUUGGAAAGCCGGGCCCUAAAGCCAGACAAAACGCACAAGAUUUGUUGAAGGCACACUGGAAAACAGCAACUUUGAACCAGCGUCCAGUCACAAGUCUCCUCAUCAGGUCUCUGUUACACAAUACAACCAAAACCACUUCUUUACGACAUGGUAAGCCUUGUUUCGGUUCCAAGAGCGACGGAUGGCACGUGACAACGUCGUGGAAGAAGACUGAGAGAUUAUUCAUCACAGCGCAUGGUUAUACCAAUGGGCCACAUGACUUCAAUCCCAAGUCAUCAACUUUAGGUCGCUGGGAGCCGAAAUCCAUUGACAAAGCUGACACAUGUGGCAAUCCUAUCUGGCCAGCCGAGCCUCUUGAUGUUAGGAAAUACACCAGAGAAUAUCAUCCGAAAGUGUUUUUAGAUAGUCUGAUACGAGAGGAUGAAACUGGGCCAGAUCUAUUGGUCUCAGAGCAAUCCCAUGAAGGGCAAGGACUCCCACAGAGUGAUGUGACAAAUCAACUCUUCAGUCAAAUGACACUUUUUGAUGAAAGGCAUCAGGAUAUCAUUCAAUUGGAUUCUCAGACGACGAGUUAA